Messenger RNA from Haplochromis burtoni (Burton's mouthbrooder), 4706 nucleotides. It is a transcript of the gene nfatc3b, whose product is annotated as nuclear factor of activated T cells 3b. Gene Ontology annotation, biological process: calcineurin-NFAT signaling cascade; regulation of transcription by RNA polymerase II; cytokine production. NCBI's taxonomy places the organism in Eukaryota, Metazoa, Chordata, Actinopteri, Cichliformes, Cichlidae. Gene Ontology annotation, cellular component: transcription regulator complex. The transcript is spliced from 10 exons. Gene Ontology annotation, molecular function: DNA-binding transcription factor activity, RNA polymerase II-specific; transcription factor binding; RNA polymerase II cis-regulatory region sequence-specific DNA binding. Bases 325 to 3018 code for a protein of 897 amino acids. The record is from RefSeq and is a predicted model, not a curated record.
CGUGAAGGCAGCAAACGGAUCAAGCUGGAGGAGCGUAAAAAGUGAACGCGAGCAGGAGCCGCGAGGACAACAAGUUAGCGCGGAUAAUGGGACCAUUGUGCUCCAGCAAGGCAGACCGCAGGCGUGUUUACUGAGCCGUCACAUGCCGCCGGCCAACUUUUAGCUCGGAUUCAGUCGUCGUUUCGUUCGGCGGGUCAGUUAAAAACAGAGUUCUGCUUUCAGUCGGAUGUCAGUGAGUGAGACAGGUCACUUUUAAAGACAGGCAGGCAGACAGGUCGGCUGCACGGCUUCCGCUGGGGGACAUUUUCGGCUCUGUUCACUUCAAUGUCCACAGUAAACUGCGCGGAGGAGCUGGACUUCAGACUCAUCUUUGAGGACGACGGCAGGCAAACGGCAGGUCCAGAUCUCGAUGUGAGGACGUUUCCCUCCUCCGCGCAGGCUCUGGUCGAGCAGCCCUUCAUCCAGGAGCUGCAGAGUUCCCCCUCAUGUUUCACCUCAGACCCACAUGUUGGAUACCAACUUCAGGGGCCCCAGUACGGUGCCCAGGUGAACCCCAGAGCCUUUGACUGCCCCAGCAUUCAGAUUACCUCCAUUGCUCCAAACAACCAUUUGGAGCCCGACAGUAGCCAGGAUGUUUUGGCAGUGGGCGGGGCAGAGGGGGGUUACAGCGACGCAUCCUGGUCCAGAGACCAGCUGUACCUCUCUCUGGAGCCCCGCUACCGGGAUCCGGCUCUGUGCCCGAGCCCGUGCAGCAGCCUCUCCUCCAGGAGCUGGAUCUCCGACCUCUCCUCUUGUGAGUCUUUCUCGCAUACCUACGAUGAUGUGGAGGGGGAGCUACCUGAUGCCGCCCGCCUCGCUAUGGGUUCCCCCCUCAGCUCGCCUUUUGGUUCUCCGGGCUGUGGGGGCGGAGCCUUUGGGGUAGAGCUGUGGCAGCAGAAGUACCAGCAUCCUUUGGCCUUCAACCCGGCGCUCUCGCCCCAUCAGUCACCUCGCCAGUCGCCCCGCCAGUCACCGUGCCACUCUCCUCGAACCAGCGUGACAGAUGAGAGUUGGCUCAACCGCCGGCCCACUUCCAGGCCGUCAUCCAGGCCAACCUCCCCCUGUGGUAAGAGACGCCACUCCAGCGCCGACCCUCAUGCGCGCUCUCCGUCCCCUCACCACUCACCCAGCCCCACACCAGGCGCCUCCCCACGGGGCAGCGUGACAGAUGAAACCUGGGUGGGAAGCCCUGCCGGCGCCCUCGGACCCCUCCUCAUGUGCGGAUUCCCUGAGCUGGACGUUCCCUCCAAGACUAGGAGGACGUCGGGGAGUCAGUUGGUCCUCCUGGCAGGUCAAGUAGACGCCAGUCUGGAGUCCUUCCAGGAUCCUCCCGCAGAAGAGGGGCGGGAACAAGAGGGCCUGGCCGAGCUCUUCCUUCAGGUGCCCUCCCACUUUACCUGGAACAAACCCAAACCCGGAAACGCCCCUCUGUUCAGGACCUCAUCGCCCCCUCCUUUGGACUGGCCUCUGCCCAGCCAGUAUGACCAGUGCGAGCUGAAGGUGGAGGUCCAGCCCAAGUCCUACCACAGGGCGCAUUACGAGACGGAGGGCAGCCGCGGAUCCAUCAAGGCAGCUGCUGGACAUCCUAUCGUUAAGUUGCACGGAUGCAGCGAGCAGCGGGUCGGUCUGGUGCUGUUCAUCGGCACCGCGGACGACCGAUACAUUCGUCCUCACCCCUUCUACCAGGUCCACCGAGUGACGGGGAAGACGGUCACCACCAUGUGUCAGGAGAAAAUUAUGGAUUCCAUCAAAGUGCUGGAGAUCCCUCUGCUUCCAGAGAACGACAUGUCUGCCAGCAUCGACUGCGCCGGCAUCCUGAAGCUGCGUAACGCCGACAUCGAGCUAAAGAAAGGAGAGACGGACAUCGGGCGGAAGAACACGAGGGUGCGGGUGGUGUUCAGGGUCGCCAUCCCUCAGCCGGACGGCCAGAUUCUGUGGCUGCAGACAGCGUCGAUUCCCGUGGAGUGCUCCCAGCGCUCAGGUCAGGAGCUCCCUCAGGUGGACAGCUUCAGUCCAGCCAGCGGCUCCGUAGAGGGAGGACAGGAGCUGCUCAUCAGCGGGCCCAACAUUUCCGCUCAGUCCAGGGUUGUUUUCAUGGAGAGAGGGCCCGAUGGAAGAUCGCUGUGGGAAACCGAUGCCAGAGUCGUGCCUGAAAAAUGCAGCGGAUCCAGCAUCGUGGUGGAGGUUCCUGUGUACAAUAAGAAGGCGACGUCGCCGGUCCAGGUCCAGUUCUACGUCACUAACGGGAAGAGAAGGAAAAGUGUGACGCAGAGCUUCACCUACCUGCCUGGAGUCAGACACCACGGUCCUCCCGCUGUCGCCACAGUCAAGCAGGAACGCUGGGAGCCAGAUCGCAUCUCCCAGAAUCCACCUGGCUUCAGCUUGACGGCCUCGCGCAACGGCACGCUCAGUCCUGACGUGGCGUACUAUGGUUCCUGUGACCUCCUGGUGCAGUGUGGUCCCCAAAGCAACCCCCAUCUCCACCAUCCUCACGCCUCUGCUCCCCUUCAGACCCCUUUAAUGUAUCCUCAGACGUCCUCGGUCCCACUCCAAGUCUCCUUGCCUUCGCAGACCACCUUGAUUCCCCUUCAGUCCUCCGUCAUGGCUCCUCAGAUCACCACGAUUCCUCCUCCAGCCUCUUCUGUCCCACUUCAGACCUUCUCCGUCCCUCCACACUCCUCCCCUGGUGGAUCUCAGAGGGACCUGUCUCUGAGUCCCAGGAGUACCUUUGUGACACCCGCCAACCCCCCGAAGGACUCUGCGCUGGCCGGGCCGGGGGAGGCGCUCAUCAUCAAGCAGGAGCCGGAGGAGCAGCCGCCUCUGGGAUCUUUAGGCCUCCAGGAGAUCACGCUGGAUGAUGUGAACGAGAUCAUCGACAGGGACAUCGGUGGCCUGGUUGGCGGCGACCAACCCGACCGGUACGACUGGGAGCCAAAGUCCGGCGCCGGCACCUUACCGUUCUGCGGAGGCCCUCAGUAGCACCAGCGCUCUCAGGAACAUCGUUUUUCUUCUGCUGUUUGCACAAAGUGCUCCAAACUGAUCUUCAAGUGCCUGAAAUCAUCAGAUGACCGUUUCCUCGUCUGUCUCAGGAAUUUUAGAGAGAAACCGACUCGUACCUCACAGACAAACCAAAGAUUUAACUUUUCAUGAGCGAAUCGGAGGAAGAUUAAAGGGCUGAAAUUUAACUUUGUCAUAAUAAUUCUAACAAUCGGUGACGUCAGACGUAAAGUAAGAAAAUUCUGUUAUUUAUUGGCCAGUAAAUUACACAUAAUCUAUUUUUGAUACUCUGGAUCUGAUCCUCAAACCUGAAAUCCUUCAGCUGAUUUACAUUUUUAUAGCUUUGUUUUACACUCGUUUACAUCUCCUUCGCCCGGUUUAACGUUGAUGCUUCUCGACCGAACUGUUGUGGUGUGACACGGCAUUUUAGAAACAUGUUUAAGGUUGAAGUAAAAAGAAAAACAAACUUGUUGUGUGUCCGAGUCUUUUCUUUCAGAGGAUUUCAGAGCCCGACGACCAACACGUGCGCUGAAACAGCAACGUUUCAUUACAGGGAGGUCAGAGGUCACGGUUGGUAAUAUUCUUCUCUACAGGAACAACCAGAAGCUGCUUGGAGUUAAAGAAUGACUCGCGCAUGACGACAGCUGCUGCUGUGUUUGCAGCAGUGAAAGAUUUUAGAAAAGAAAAGAUGACGAACAAACGAGCUGCAGCAGAGACUUUUUUAAUCUUUUCUAACACUCGUGUUGAUGUCGUCUUUGGAGCUCCUGUGUUCAGCACCAUGAAGUCUGAAGGACCAAUAAGAGCAGCUAUGGUUCAGUGUCCCGCCCUCGUGUGGCCGUAAGCAGCUGUAACGCUCUGCUCAGGCCCGAUGACUGAGGCACAUCUAUAUUUUCACAUUUUAAGGCAAAACCUUUAAAGCCUUGAAGUAACAAAAGCUGCUGCUUGGUCCUUUUUUUAACACGAGCUCGCCUCAGAUUUUUGAUCUUCUGACAUCAUGACGGGGUAUAAAUAAACUGCGAUCCCACCAUAAUGGCGACGGCGAGCUUCAGGUUAGUCCGUCACACAAAGAGCUGCUGGUCUGGGUCGGUUUGAACGAAGCAGAAUUCCUCCACGGCCGAGUCCGACCUGGAUGUCCAGCAGCUGUCGGCGCAGGUGUAGACUAGCACCGUCCCAAAUUCCAGCUCCACCCCUGCACCGCCGCGCUCCCCCUGCAGCAGGCUUACCAGCGCGGGCAUGAGCUGCAGCUCGAAUGUCCGGGAUCCUCCGCAGGAGCCACACGCUGGCACCAGCUGCGCCACGUUGGACGGCGGCUCGGAGAUGAAGAGCGGCUUCCCGCCGCGGCAGUAGCGCAGGAUCUGCUGCGGACACACAGAGAUCGUCUUCAUGAACCUGGAGAAGACGGCGUCUCCGUGUCGGGCUCCGGUCUUCUCAUACUUCUCGUCCCCGCCUCCUCCGCUUCCCUCUAACUCCCCCACUGCCACGCCCUCCCGCCUCUCGUACUCCCUCAGCAGCUCCUGAGCGUGCUCCAGGUCGCCGUCCUCCCCGCACACAUCCGUCUCCUCCACCACGCUGAUGAAGAAUGGACAGAAGGCGGUCACGUCCUCCUGGGAGUCCCCCAGACUGAGGUCACAAAGACGGCUGCUGACGUCCGUCUCACCACCUGUCAGGGG